Phasianus colchicus (ring-necked pheasant) is the source of this 2244-nucleotide messenger RNA. RefSeq names its product death-associated protein kinase 2-like. Gene Ontology annotation, biological process: positive regulation of apoptotic process; protein phosphorylation; intracellular signal transduction. Gene Ontology annotation, cellular component: cytoplasm; nucleus. Gene Ontology annotation, molecular function: ATP binding; protein serine/threonine kinase activity. NCBI's taxonomy places the organism in Eukaryota, Metazoa, Chordata, Aves, Galliformes, Phasianidae. The record is from RefSeq and is a predicted model, not a curated record.
UUGCAGCCCUGGCGCUCACGGCUGCGGACCGAGCAGCCACGGCCCCAGAGCUGCUCUUCGAGGAUGUGACCCUACAAGGCCUCUCCCAGCUCCCAGCCCCUUUGCAGCUGUCCGGGCGGGGACAGCGUGGGGGGAUUUCUCACGAGACCUUGGAAGCAGACGAGCAGCUCUUGGCGUUUCCUGCUGUUUUUCCCUGAGCCGCUGCCCAGCGGAUCCCAGGAAUCACAGCAGCUUCGAGGAAAGCGGAGCGCAGCAGUGGCACGGAGCAGAGUGCGGCUCCGUCCCACGAAGGGUCUUCAUCCCCACCGCCGGAGCUGAGAGCAGAGGUAGGGGUGCUGGGAUGCACAGCAUCGCCUUGCAGGGGGGACAGCAUUGCCUUGGGGACAACGGUGCCGUUGUCACCACAAAAGCUGCCUCUGUCACAUGCUGGGGACGGUCACCGGGCUCCAGCCUACGUGGAUCCGAGGCUGUGCAGUGCCUGGCGGGGUGCCCGCGCUGCCCGGGGGUGGCACAGGGCUGUCAGUGUGCAGAGCGGCCGUCCAGCGGGGCUGGGAGCGAGCAGAGCGUGGAGGGGGGAAGGCUCGGGGUGAGGAUCUGGGCUGGAGACAGCUCUGCUUGGCCGUCGAUGGGGACAACCGUGCACAAAGCCACCAGCUCCCGUGCUCCCUCGUUGUGUUUCCUUAUCGAGGUGUUUUUUCCUGCUGGAGGGGGACCCUGUCUCUUGUAUUGGGUGCCACCCCUCAGCACUGCACACUCGGCCACACGCCCUGCCUCCGUUUCUCUCUUUGAUUGAGAGCUGCGCCAUCGGUGUGGUGAGUUUUGGGGAGGCUCUUCUUGGUCCUGCUGCCCCCCUCCCAUCCCCUCUAUUUAUCUUUGCAGCCAUGGCUGAGGAUGGAGGGGCUGCCUCCGACAGCCCCCAGGCGGUCGCCCUGUGUGCGCACAGUGUGGAGGAGCUGUAUGAGCUGCUGGAGACCCUGGGCAGUGGGCACUUCGGAGUGGUGAAGCGGUGCCGGGAGCGCAGCACCGGCACUUUCUAUGCUGCCAAAUUUGUGAAGACGCGGCGGUGCCGGGGCAGCCGGCGGGGUCUGGAGAGGUUGCAGGUGGAGCGGGAGGUGGCCAUCCUGCGGGACCUGCAGCACCCUAACAUCAUGCAGCUGCACGACCUCUUCACAUGCAGAGCUGAGAUGGUGCUGGUGCUGGAGCUGAUGCGUGGUGGGGAACUCUUUGACUUCAUUGCGGAGAAGGAGAUGCUGUUGGAGGAGGAGGCCAUCGAGUUCCUGGAGCAGAUCCUGCUUGGGGUGCAGUACCUUCAUGGGCGCCACAUCGCCCACUUUGACCUCAAGCCUGAGAACAUCAUGCUGCAGGAGAAGGAUGUGCCUAAGCCCCAAAUCAAGAUCAUCGACUUCGGCCUGGCCCAGAAGCUGGAGGAUGGUGUCACCUUCAAGAGCCUCUGUGGGACCCCCCAGUACAUUGCUCCUGAAGUGAUCAACUACGAACCACUGAGCUCCGCCACCGACAUGUGGAGCAUCGGGGUUAUCACUUACAUCCUGCUCAGCGGCUUGUCCCCCUUCCAGGGUGAGACAGAUGCUGAGACCCUCUCCAACGUCCUGGAGGGCGCCUAUGAGUUCGAGGAGCGCUACUUCAGUGACACCUCUGAGAUGGCCAAGGACUUCAUCCGACAGCUGUUGGUGAAGGAGCCUCAGGAGCGAAUGACUGCAUCUGAGUGCCUCGUGCACCCCUGGAUUAAGCCCCUGAACAGGAAACAGGCAGCAAAACGGUGCCGCUCCUCCAUCAACAUGAAAAACUUCCGCAAGUUCAACGCCCGGAGGAAGUGGAAGCUCUCCUACAACAUGGUGUCUGCCUGCAACCGGCUGUGCCGCAUGCGGCUGCUCUGCAGCCCCGGGACGGAGGGCGAGGAGCUGCGCUGCUGUGAGAGCGACCAGGAGGAGGAAGGCAGCCGCCCCGUGACGCUGCUCCGUCGGCGUAGGAGCAGCUGCUCCUGAGCUCCCAUCCAGGGUGGGGACAGCAGAAUGGGGCAAUCCCACGAGAGGGACCUCUGGACCCCCCUUCACCCCCAGCAGAUGUGAGCACCUGGGUGCUGGAGCUGCUGCUCGCAGUGCUGCUGUGCUGAGGGUCACCGGGGCAGAGCCAGGGGCACUGCUGUGCUCCCCAGGUACACCCUCACCUGAGGGCUCUGCCCUUCCCUUGGCUCUAAUUCGAGAAAUAAAUGUGCCCCGAUCCUCA